Molecule: messenger RNA, 2264 nt
Organism: Bombus pyrosoma
Lineage: Eukaryota; Metazoa; Arthropoda; Insecta; Hymenoptera; Apidae
Gene: sif
Product: protein still life, isoform SIF type 1-like
Biological process (GO): positive regulation of axonogenesis; activation of GTPase activity; small GTPase-mediated signal transduction
Cellular component (GO): synapse; membrane
Molecular function (GO): guanyl-nucleotide exchange factor activity; protein binding
Source: RefSeq, a predicted model, not a curated record
UAUGAUAAUAAAUUAUGCUACAUGCGCAUAGAUAAUCGAAGAUGUGGUUUCGUUAAUCUUUGGUGGUACUUUUAGCAGUGGAUCAUGUGGUACAAGAGAGUAAAACGAGGGUGGUUCUUUCGUUUUACGAGUAAAUUUGACAAUGCGCAUGCCUGUUAUCGAUCGCUAAUCACUAUGGUUACGCCUCGGGAUAGAGGUACGACAGCGACUACGACGGUGACGACGACGGCGACGACGGCGACGACGACGACGACGACGACGACGGCGACAACGACGGUGACAGCGAUCACCCUGCAUUUGUUUCACGCGAUUAUGUCAGGGGCAAGCUGAUAAACUUUUGAACACCUGCAAUGAUGUGACAAUAAAGGUAUAUUCUCCUACAUCCUUUCUCAUAUCGCGGGGUAUUGUCCCUGUUAUACAGUGCUUCCCAGAAUAGAACAAGAGAAUGAAAUAAAAAUUAUCAUCAACUAAAUCGAUGAUUAAUGAAAACGGUGCCAAACGUCGAUAGACAAGCCAAUCAACGUGAAUAUACAGCAUCUUGAUAUUCCGAUAAACAUCGAUAAUUAGGGAGCAGAAAAGGAACAACAAGAAUAAGAAGAAACGAGGGGUUGACCACUGAUUGCAAAACGCACACAACAGAACAGGUUGAUUAAGAUCAAAUCUUAACGAAGGAAAACACAAACAGACAAGGAAAGCACAAAGAAGGGAGAAAUAGUGGUAGUUGUUGAAAAAACAGUAAAUUGAUUAUUCAAAGGUUGCGUGAAAGAAGGAAGGAUUACAGGUGGUAUAAGAGAAUAACAAGAAUAGAAUGGGCAAUAAGUUGUCUUGCAGUUGUGCUCCUCUUAUCAGAAAGGCUUAUCGUUACGAGGAUUCACCAUGGCAGGCUGGCGCGAGGGGCGGAAUGGGCGGCAGCGGAGGUCGCAGGGGUGACACUGGCCACUUGCUCAGACUGUGGGCCGAAGUGUUCCAUGUAAGUGCCAGUGGAGCAGGGACUGUAAAGUGGCAGCAGGUCUCCGAGGAUUUAGUUCCUGUAAAUAUCACAUGCAUUCAAGAUUCGCCAGAAUGUAUUUUCCAUAUUACCGCAUACAACAGUCAGGUGGACAAAAUUUUGGAUGUACGAUUAGUUCAACCAGGUACACGUAUUGGGCAAGCAUCAGAGUGUUUUGUUUACUGGAAAGAUACAAUGACCAACGAUACCUGGGGAUUGAAUUUUACUUCUCCGAUAGAUGCUAAACAAUUCAGAGAAUGUUGCUCACCGUCGUUCAAGAUUUCAAGGAAAGCGUCCUCUUCUUACUCGUUGAAGCUUGAGCCACCUAACAAACAAAAGAUCAAAACCCGGAGAAAGCCCUUAUCGACACCGGCAUCACCGAGUAGAUCCAAGGAGCCUCAAUGCACUUGCAUGACCCCAGAACAACUUGCCAGGUUUCGAAGCCACGAAGCUAGAUAUCGAGGCUUUUGUGGUACUUCUACGCUUCCGCGAACUAUGGCACGAUCCACGGAAGUUGAGAUGACACCAGCUCGUGAUAAAAUAACUGCAGCAACAUCCAGUGCGUCCCUCUACGACAACGUUAACAAUGCGAAUGUAACGCCAGGAAAAACACCGAAAACAGGCGAAUCAAAGCAAAAAGAGAAACAAAAUGAAACCUGUCAAACUACACCAAAGACGGCAAACGUAGGAAUCGAAACAGUCACCGUUGGAUCACAGAUCGAUAGCCCGGAAGAAAAAGGCGCCGCAGUUUCUCCGAAGAAAGGCCAGAAGCAAAGUCAAGAUUCGUCUACUCAACAAAAUAGUACUGAAAUGCUAAAAUCAGAGGGUACACAAGCCGGUGGUACUUUACAAAAUAAAUCUUUACGAAAAGAGCAAUUACAUCAUACAAAGUCUGCUGAUUAUACAGACUUGGAAAUGCAAAAUGGCAAUAUUUUCAAUAUAGUGAACAAUAAUCACAGUGGAAAGAAAUCAAAAAGCAAGAGUACGGAUGAUAUGAGGAUUGAAAAUGCACAAAAUGGUGGAAUUAGUUUAGAUUCGAAUACCUUGAAAAGAAUGCUGAAACCAAUGUCGAGUAUCGAUAGUCCCGUUACAUCCCCAGAGAUGACCAGAAAGAGGCACAGCCAUCAUAAUUAUCAUUACCACCCAAGCAAUAACAAUCAGAAAUACGUCAUGCAAGAGACUGAAAAUGAAAAUUGUGCGCAUUUAUAUCGAGCACCAUAUAAUAACAAGUUCCAGGCAUCUAGAAGCGUGCAUGACAUGGGACGUCAGUACACUG